This is a messenger RNA of Dentiscutata heterogama, 303 nucleotides long. The record is from the annotation of a GenBank genome assembly. NCBI's taxonomy places the organism in Eukaryota, Fungi, Glomeromycota, Glomeromycetes, Diversisporales, Gigasporaceae.
CACUCAAUUGGUUUAAUCUAUUGGUUGUUGGCUCGUGAAGUGCUUCGUCUUCGAGGUACCAUUGCAAGAGACUCUCCAUGGGAUGUUGUGGUUGAUAUGUUCUUCUACCGUGAUCCGGAGGAAACCGAGAAAGAAGUAGAGACUACUACCGUAUUGGCAGACAAAGGUGUUCCUCUAUUUAUGGAUACUACUAAUUGGGACGUAUCUGGCACAACAGCUCCUGGUGGUGUUAAUCCUUCUGUUGUCAUGAUUGCUACUGCUAAUCCAGCAGAAAAUGUUAAUGAGGGAGAAGGCUGGGAUUAA